Molecule: messenger RNA, 783 nt
Organism: Klebsormidium nitens
Lineage: Eukaryota; Viridiplantae; Streptophyta; Klebsormidiophyceae; Klebsormidiales; Klebsormidiaceae
Source: the annotation of a GenBank genome assembly
AUGCAGACCCUUACGACCACCUUCGUGCCCGGCCCUCAUCGCCCCCUCUUACACAAUCCCCACCCCCACUGGGACUACGCCGCAGCUCUCAAGAGCGUCUACGCAAACUUUCCUGUGCACUGCAAGCUGUUACAGAGUAGAGGGGGCUACUCUUCUGCGUUGGGCGCAGCUUAUGAGUGGCUGAGAGACUGUAAAAGCAGCAACGGGGGGCUCCAGUAUUUCUUAGACAAGGGAGGCUGCGAGACGGCUUUAGAAGUGACCCAUCAGAAUGCUCUGCUUGACCAGAUUGUGGCGCUGCGGAACGACAAAGAAGAGUUAACGGCCGAGGUUGAUGAAGUGAAGAAGAAGUACGUGGCGGAAGUAGAGGGGCUGAAAAGAGGGCAUCAGAGGGAGUUAGAUGAGGUGAACAGGGUGAAGGACGAACAGGUGAAUGAGCGGACGAAGAUCGAGCAGCAGCGGAAUGCAAUCCAGCGGAAACUGACCGAAGCAAGGUCCGAAGUGGAGAGGGUUCGUGGGUCAAGGAAUCUCGAUCAAGAGAAACGAGAGAAGACGAUUAGUGCAAACCCGCAAGCCUUUCAAGGCGGGGGCGAAGAUUCCCAGAAGGGUCUGCAAAGGGAAGGAACUCGGGCGUCUCUGAAGAGGCGGAGAAAGGAAGGGGCACAAAAAGGGAAAACGGAAGUCAGAGGGUCGGAAGGAAACAUGGGGGAAUCAAAAGCGGAAGGGGCAGAGAAGAGACCGGAACGGAAGGAAGCAGACAACGGGCCGUCAGCGGAACCCCAACAG